Acanthosepion pharaonis is the source of this 984-nucleotide messenger RNA. NCBI's taxonomy places the organism in Eukaryota, Metazoa, Mollusca, Cephalopoda, Sepiida, Sepiidae. The record is from the annotation of a GenBank genome assembly.
AUGACAUUUCUUAAACUUUUUCACACACUGACAGCCUCCACUGUUUUGUCUGACAUAUAUUUAUCUCCUCUCUCUAUCCCUUUCUAUUCUCCCCUCUCUCUAUCCCUUUCUAUUCUCCCCUCUCUCUAUCCCUUUCUAUUCUCCCCUCUCUCUAUCCCUUUCUAUUCUCCCUCUCCCCUAUCCUUUCUCCCCUCUCUCUCCCUUUCUAUUCUCCCCUCUAUCCCUUUUCUAUUCUCCCCCUAUCUCUAUCCCUUUCUAUUCUCCCUCUCUCUAUCCCUUUCCUUUCUAUUCUCCCUCUCUCCCUUUCUAUCCCCCUCUCUAUUCUUUUCCCUCCCCUCUCUCUAUCCCUUUCUAUUCUCCCUCUCUCUAUCCCUUCCUUUCUAUUCUCUAUCCCUAUUCUCCCUCUCUCUAUCCCUUUCUAUUCUCCCCUCUCUCUAUCCCUUUCUAUUCUCCCCUCUCUCUAUCCCUUUCUAUUCUCCCCUCUCUCUAUCCCUUUCUAUUCUCCCCUCUCUCUAUCCCUUUCUAUUCUCCCCUCUCUCUGUUUCUUUCAUUCUUUCUUUGCAGUUGUGUGUACCCUUUCCACCAAGUCAUCGCCUUACAAUGAGUGAGGUUUUUGAUUCUCGAGGCAAACCAAAGCCAGAUGUGCUCAAGCAACAUUUUGUACUGGAAGGCAGGGUUACCGAGGAUGUAGCAUUAAGGAUUAUUAAUGAAGGAGCUGCAUUGCUUCGGCAAGAAAAAACUAUGAUUGAUAUUGAAGCACCUGUCACAGUCUGUGGUGAUAUUCAUGGACAAUUUUAUGACUUAAUGAAGUUAUUUGAAUCUAAAUUGGCACAGAAAAUUCUGUCUGUGUCUGAAACCCAACCUGCAACAAACAUAUUAUUAUCUCUUUUUCCUUCAUCUGGAGAUUAUGUAGACAAAGAGGAUAUUUUUUUAAUGCAUAGAGAUUUUAAGUUUUUAAUUUAUAUUCCAUUUAAAGUAACGUAG